AUGUCUGAGCAUAUCGUACUUCCUGGUAUUCCAGUGGUUACCGAUAGGGAGCUUUAUCCGGAAGGCGUGGCUAUGGAAUCAUUAUUUAAAAAAUCCAACAAGCUUCCCAGACCAAACACUGUAAUUCUCUCAUCUUUUAACUCCCCACUUGACGCGAUCUACCUUGCCGCCAUUUUCGACCCAGUAUUUACGGCCUCUUACCCCACCACUCGCAAAGUCGAACAUAUUUCACUUUUCACGGCCAUACUACGGGCUUUCUCUAAACCUUGCCUCUCUCCUCCGAAAGGCGCGACACUUCAUACCGUCGCAUCCCUUCUGAAGUCCAAUCCCACUCGAACGGUAAUUGUUUUCCCCGAAACGACAACUACCAAUGGCCGCGGUAUCCUACGUUUCGCCCCAUCACUUGACACGACUCCAGCGCAAAUCGCCAUAUUCCCAAUUUCACUCCGUUAUACCCCCGCCGAUGUGACUACGCCAAUUCCAGAGACGUAUUUCGCAACCAUGUACAAUCUCUUGAGCAGACCAACUCACUGUAUACGUGUACGCAUUGCAGAAGCAAUUUAUAACAGAUUAGAGAAGGAAACACCCGACUAUGGCCAGCUCGAAGAUUAUCACUCGGAAGGCUCUGAAACCGACGAGGAAACAAGACUUUUGUCAAGUUCCUCUAGCGAUACAGUGACGGAUGAGAAAUCACCCCUCGAUGGCGGAGAACAGCAAAGCAGGCUUUCCGAGAAGGGCGGCGAGGCGCUGGCAAGGAUAAGCAGGAGUAAAAGGUUGAACUUGGGUGUAAAGGAAAAGAUUGCAUUCGUGGAGGCCUGGGGAAAAAAUAAAAGGUGA
This is a messenger RNA of Morchella sextelata, 837 nucleotides long. RefSeq lists its product as uncharacterized. Lineage: Eukaryota; Fungi; Ascomycota; Pezizomycetes; Pezizales; Morchellaceae. The record is from RefSeq and is a predicted model, not a curated record. The transcript is spliced from 2 exons. The coding region runs from base 1 to 837 and encodes 278 amino acids.